Molecule: messenger RNA, 372 nt
Organism: Echinostoma caproni
Lineage: Eukaryota; Metazoa; Platyhelminthes; Trematoda; Plagiorchiida; Echinostomatidae
Source: the annotation of a GenBank genome assembly
AUGCUGACAAAUCCAUCCUCGUACCCGUGCGAAAUUGCUUCUACUCUAUGCGGACAGGCCUACCGCGUGCACUACACAGACCGUCCGCAUUUGGAGUUGCCGUUUUGGGACACGAGUAUCAUGGAUGUCAACGAGGCGACAAAGAGCGGUGGUAAGGAUGAACAGAAUCACAGUCGAAUGUCUGCCGGCCAGGGUCAGGUUGCUGCCGGUGGUCUGAGCGCACCCGGUCAUCUGUUUCUGCUGACGCAUCUCACCGCCGACACCACCUAUUACAUCCGAGUUAGUGCAGUCAAUGGAAAAGGAGAAGGACCACCGUCAGAUAUCUCAGUGGUAAUCGUGCGACCCGGGUGUGAGUCAGGCUAUUUGUUUUAG